AAACAAAAUAGUGGACAUAGUAUACAUAGUAUAUAUGUGUGUGUUUGUGCACAUUAAUAUAAUUUUUGCGGCAAACUAAAAACAAAAACACAAAUAAUAAUAAGUCAUGCAUGUGAAUCCACGCACGUUCUGUUUCUCUUUUUAAUUGUGUGAUGAAAUUUGACAGUGGCAGUGAUAUUGCUGGGACUAGCGCCACAUGUGACGUUUGCCCUUCCAGCUCCAGUUAUAUGCAGAGCCGAUUCAGUGUGAAUCUAAUACACAUUUGUGCACAAUAAAGAUAUGGCUAAGACACAGACUCUUAAAUAAUAAUGACCGGCAGUGCGCUUAUCUAAUACCCAGAGAAUAAACGAAAAAACGAGUCAGCCUGAGUGGAAAGUUUGCAGAGUGACGAGCAAAAAAAUGUUGAGGCUCUUGUUUCUUACAUAUUAGGUAGUAGUAUCUAUCGACCCAAAUGAUAAUGCCAAACCAAUGACACAAAUGAUAAAAAGUUGUGUGUCAAUACGGACGUGCAAAGUGCUAAAUACGAGUAUACACCUAGAAGGGCUCCCAUGUUCAUGGUGCUAAUGAAAACAAAAAUCUCACAAUUACCACGAAAACAAAUAACGAAACAAAAACAAAUAGGAAGAAAAACCUAAACUACUUAUAAUUAACUAUAAAAAAUUAGAAGAAAUUAGAAAUGCAAUCCGUGAAGGCCGAUGAGUUGCCGGAGAAUCCGCGCGAGCGCGCCAAUCCCCUGUCAGCUCUAAUGUUCUGCUUCGCACUCCCCGUAUUGUUUAAAGGGCGAAAGAAGACGUUGGAACAGUCAGAUCUAUUUAAGGCACUCAAUGAACACAAAUCAGAUACGCUUGGAGAACGCCUAUGCAAAGCCUGGGAUGAGGAGGUUAGGGUGAAAUCCGCUCAGAAUCUACAACCGAGCUUACUGCGCGCCCUAAAGCAGGUCUUCGGCUGGGAAUUGGCAAUAAAGGGGCUGUUGCUGGCAGCCCUAGAAAUCAUUACCAGAGUAUCACAGCCCAUCUGCUUGUUCGGGUUCAUGGCUUACUUUGGCGGCGAUGAACCCAGUCUGACGAAAGCCGAGUUAUACGCCGCUGGCCUCAUUGCGUCCACAGUCGCCAACACGAUGCUAACCCAUCCUCAUAUGCUGGGUGUCCUGCACUUGGGCAUGAAGAUGCGCAUUGCUCUGUGCAGUUUGGUUUAUCGCAAGGCCCUGCGUCUGAGUCGUACAGCACUGGGCGACACCACAGUUGGACAGAUCGUGAAUUUACUUUCCAAUGACGUGGGUAGAUUUGAUACGGUGCUCAUUAAUGUGCACUACUUAUGGAUAGCGCCAUUGGAGCUGAUUAUCGUCACGUGGGUUAUGUACCAGCAGAUCGGCAUAUCCUCGAUCUUUGGCGUGAGUGCGAUGCUUCUGUUUUUACCCCUGCAAACGUAUUUGGGAAAAAGGACGAGCGUUUUGCGGCUGCGCACUGCAUUGCGCACAGAUGAGCGAGUCCGGAUGAUGAACGAGAUUAUUUCGGGCAUACAGGUGAUCAAAAUGUAUGCUUGGGAGAGGCCUUUCGGGAAGCUGAUUGAAUUGACGCGACGCAAGGAAAUGAACUGCAUUAAGAAGGUCAACUAUAUACGUGGCGUGCUGUUAUCCUUUGCCAUAUUCUUGGCCCGCGUCUCCAUCUUCGUCAGUCUGGUGGGAUAUGUGCUGCUUGGACAGAUUCUUACCGCAGAGAAGGCGUUCUUUAUAACAGCGUAUUACAACAUCUUGCGACGAUCUCUUACAAUGUUCUUUCCACAAGGCAUCGCCCAGUUUGCCGAGAUGCUGGUGUCCAUAAAGCGUCUCGAGACAUUUAUGCUGUCCGCGGAAACGGAGGUCAAGGAUAAGUCUCUGACUACUGACGACACCGCCUCCGAAAAAGCAAAGGAUCUGGGCACACCCCUGAUCGUUAGAAAUGGUGCUAAAGCUAAUGGCAAUACUGUGCGUACCGAAGAACACCCCGUGGAACUUACCAACUUCAGUGCCAUGUGGGUGGAGAAGUCUCCGGACUACACGUUGCAGGACAUUAACUUGCGACUACGACGCACCCAGCUGGUCGCUGUCAUUGGACCCGUGGGUGCGGGCAAGUCCAGUCUCAUACAAGCAAUCCUUGGUGAGCUGCCAGCCGAGUCCGGCAGCCUCAAGCUAAACGGCAGCUACUCCUAUGCCUCACAGGAACCCUGGCUGUUUACGGGCAGCGUGCGUCAGAACAUACUUUUUGGCCUGCCUAUGGAUAAGGACCGCUAUCGUAGUGUGGUCAAGAAAUGCGCACUGGAACGCGACUUCGAGCUGCUGCCGCAUGGUGACAAGACGAUUGUAGGUGAGCGCGGUGCCUCCUUGUCCGGUGGCCAGAAGGCAAGAAUUAGCUUGGCGCGUGCUGUCUACCGCAGAGCGGACGUUUAUCUGCUGGACGAUCCACUCAGUGCCGUGGAUACCCAUGUGGGUCGCCAUCUAUUCGAUCAAUGCAUACGCGGCCUGCUGCGUCGACAUCUCGUCGUGCUUGUUACCCAUCAACUGCAGUUCCUAGAGCGCGCCGAUCUCGUUGUGAUCAUGGAAAAGGGCAAAAUCAGUGCCAUGGGCACCUACACAACAAUGAAACGCAGUGGCUUGGACUUUGCGGAACUGCUAACCGAUCCGAACAAGGUCGACGAGGAUGAAGACAAGGAAGCCCAGGGAGACAUUUGGGAUCGGUUGAGCUUGCCGCGAAGUCGCCGCGGCAGUCGCAGUCGUAGCCCCCGGGGCAGUCGUUUCAGUUCCCGCAGCAGCAGCAUUACCUCAUUGAACUCCAUGGCCGAAUCAUUGAUGUACGAUGCACCCAUGCAGGUGCAGGAGACGAGACUGCAAGGACAGAUUGGACUAGGACUGUACAGAGAAUACUUUGCAGCGGGCAGUGGCUGCUUCAUGAUUAUACUCAUGAUUUUUCUCUGUCUGGGCACACAAUUACUUGGCUCUGGUGCAGAUGUUUUUCUGUCGUAUUGGGUGGAUAAGAACAACAAUGCUGCCGACUUUUCCUCGGAUCCAGUAGACAUCUAUUAUUUUACGGCCCUCAACUUGGGCGUUAUCGUCUUCACCCUAACCCGAACGCAGCUGUUCUACAAGCUAGCCAUGCGCUCAUCCACCAAGUUGCACAACGCUAUGUUCCUUGGCAUCACGCGGGCUGCCAUGUACUUCUUCAACACGAAUCCGUCCGGACGUAUAUUGAAUCGCUUUUCUAAGGACUUGGGCCAGGUCGACGAAAUCUUGCCCAGCGUUAUGCUUGAUGUGGCUCAAGUCUUUCUUAGUCUAAGCGGCAUCAUUGUGGUUAUAUGCAUAACAAACCCCUGGUUUUUAACGCUAACCCUUGUCUUGGGUAUCAUAUUUUACUACAUACGUGAGUUUUAUCUGAAAACUUCACGCAAUGUUAAGCGUUUGGAGGCGGUCGCGCGUUCCCCCAUUUACUCGCAUCUGAGCGCCACUCUUAAUGGGUUGCCCACCAUUCGUGCGUUGGGAGCGCAAAAGGCCCUUAUCGCCGAGUUCGACAACAUUCAGGAUCUACACAGUUCCGGUUACUACACAUUCCUGACAACCAAUCGGGCCUUUGGCUACUACCUAGAUCUCUUUUGCAUGCUCUACGUUGUGGUCAUAGUUUUGAACUACUUCAUAAAUCCACCCGUGAACGCAGGCGAAGUGGGUCUGGCCAUCACCCAAGCCUUGGGCCUAACAGGCAUGGUGCAAUGGGGCAUGCGUCAGUCGGCGGAACUCGAGAACACUAUGACUGCCGUAGAGCGCAUCAUUGAGUAUGAAGAUCUUGAGCCGGAGGGCGAAUUUGAAUCUCAGCCAGCACAGAAGCCACCAGAAACUUGGCCAGAAAUGGGAAAAAUUGUCGCUGAUGAUCUAAGCUUACGCUACUUCCCGGAUCCCCAAGCCGAGUACGUCCUGAAGUCGCUCAACUUUGAGAUUCAGCCAACGGAGAAAGUUGGAAUUGUAGGUCGGACUGGUGCUGGCAAAUCAUCCCUCAUCAAUGCACUGUUUCGGCUGUCCUACAUCGAUGGCUCGAUUCAAAUCGACGAACGCGAUACCAGUUCGCUGGGUCUGCAUGAUCUGCGCAGCAAAAUAUCAAUUAUACCGCAGGAACCUGUUCUGUUCUCGGGAACCAUGCGCUACAACCUCGAUCCCUUCGACGAAUACAAUGAUGCCAAGCUCUGGUCCGCUCUGGAAGAAGUCAAAAUGAAGGCAGCCAUUGCCGAGCUUCCCAAUGGACUACAGAGCAAAAUCUCCGAGGGUGGCACCAACUUCAGCGUCGGACAGCGUCAAUUGGUGUGUCUAGCGCGCGCUAUUUUGCGCGAGAAUCGCAUUCUGGUGAUGGACGAGGCUACGGCCAAUGUAGAUCCGCAAACAGACGCACUCAUCCAGGUCACCAUUAGGGAUAAGUUCAGGGAUUGUACAGUGCUUACCAUUGCACAUCGCUUGCACACCAUCAUGGACUCAGACAAGUUAAUUGUCAUGGAUGCCGGCCAGUUGGUCGAAUUUGGUUCACCCUAUGAAUUGCUGACCCAAUGCGAGUCCCGAAUCUUCCACGACAUGCUCAUGCAAACGGGCCAGAGCACAUUCGAUAGCUUGCUUAAGGUAGCGGAAAAGACACAUUUGGCCAAACAACAGACAAAAGCAGCCUAACCGUACACCUACUAUAAUGUCCAACAUUCUAAGGGUUCUGCUUCAAAUUGGCCAGUAUUUGUAUCGAACCAACACAUCCAGAGUAUUUUUGCUAACUCGUUUAGGAAAUUGUAAUUAUGUAUUUGAAGGAAUAUUAGAAUCGUCAGAUUUUUUCAUCAGAUUCUUGUCAUGCUGUAAGAACACAAAAUUAGCCUAAUGACCCACCUAUAUUACUUAUUAUUGAUUGGAUUGAUUGAUACUUUUGAUAUCUCAUUAACAACUCGAAAUUCGUAGGGUUUAGCAAAUGUUUUAAACUGAUAAUUACUUGCCAGUUUGCAUUUAAAAUUUAUUCUGUUACUUAAAGUAUCAUCGAUACGAACACUAGUGUAUAUAUGUAUGUGUAUGCAACAAUAAAUUUAAUUUCCUUA
Scaptodrosophila lebanonensis is the source of this 5082-nucleotide messenger RNA. RefSeq names its product probable multidrug resistance-associated protein lethal(2)03659 (gene Mrp4). The transcript has 7 exons. Gene Ontology annotation, molecular function: ATP binding; ATP hydrolysis activity; ABC-type transporter activity. Gene Ontology annotation, cellular component: membrane. The record is from RefSeq and is a predicted model, not a curated record. The coding region runs from base 677 to 4675 and encodes 1332 amino acids. Gene Ontology annotation, biological process: transmembrane transport. Lineage: Eukaryota; Metazoa; Arthropoda; Insecta; Diptera; Drosophilidae.